Messenger RNA from Hylaeus anthracinus, 495 nucleotides. Its product is annotated as chymotrypsin inhibitor-like. The transcript has 3 exons. The coding region runs from base 111 to 362 and encodes 83 amino acids. Lineage: Eukaryota; Metazoa; Arthropoda; Insecta; Hymenoptera; Colletidae. The record is from RefSeq and is a predicted model, not a curated record.
UAUAAAAGCUGGACGCGACUGGGAGAUGUCAUCAUUCGUAGUCACGAGGCGAAACAGAAAUCAGUGAAUUUUCUCGUCGUGAAAUCAACGUACCCACUCUUCCUAGAACCAUGUCUCGCGCUAUCGUUCUUUUCUUGGUCGUCGUGGCUGUUGCUUACACAGCUGCGUUUCCCGAGGGACAAGAAGCCUCUCAAGAGUGCGGUCCCAAUGAAGUUUUCAACGCUUGCGGAUCGGCAUGCGUGGACACGUGUGAACGACGGGCGACAUCAGUCUGUACGAUGAAUUGCGUGGUUGGCUGCCAAUGCAUGGAUGGAUACGUGAGGAACAAGGAGAACAAGUGCGUCCUCACUCGCGACUGUUAAUCCCUGUGGAGCUGCGAUUAACGUGGGAGUUUUAAUUUAAGUCCAAUUAGCGACUGUUGCGCGCGGUAGAACUGAGUUCGAUCCUGCGUAACUUAUACUUAAUCCUUAGUGAUGCCGACUAAAUGAUUUUAUC